This is a messenger RNA of Peromyscus maniculatus bairdii (prairie deer mouse), 4050 nucleotides long. Lineage: Eukaryota; Metazoa; Chordata; Mammalia; Rodentia; Cricetidae. The record is from RefSeq and is a predicted model, not a curated record.
GGUCAGCCCUCUGUGUAAGGUCUUAAAUGAUUGAACCAUGCAGAUUAGAAAAUCUGAUUUUCUGUUUUGAAGAUUUAUCAGUGAUUGUCAAAUUAGAGUAUACCAGUCCCUGUGUGUCUACACACAGUCAGCUCUCUAUCAACAUCAGCUUGUAUCACCGAGAAGAUAAUUUUGAAGACAUACUUUGCUGAGAAGACAACUGUGAAGAGUUGUCCGAAUGGGAUGAACACGCAUCAGUUGACUGUCUAUCCGCUGAAGUCUGAAUGCUAACGUUGCUCAUCGGGUACUGUUACCUAGUGAUGCACCUACUCUUACAGUACCCCAUUUCAUUGUGCUCGUCUUGAUUAAAGAAUUCAAAGUGGAGUACCGCAAACUUGAUAUGGAUAGUAAAAAGAAAGACAAGGACAAAUCAGAUGAUAGAAUGGCACGACCCAGUGGUCGAUCAGGGCACAGCACUCGAGGAACUGGGUCUUCGUCAUCUGGAGUUUUAAUGGUUGGACCUAACUUUAGAGUUGGGAAAAAAAUUGGAUGUGGCAAUUUUGGAGAAUUACGAUUAGGUAAAAAUUUAUACACAAAUGAAUAUGUGGCGAUUAAACUGGAGCCCAUGAAAUCCAGAGCACCACAGCUGCAUUUGGAAUACAGAUUCUAUAAGCAGUUAGGAUCUGGAGAUGGUAUACCUCAAGUUUACUAUUUUGGCCCUUGUGGUAAAUACAACGCUAUGGUGCUGGAACUGCUGGGACCUAGUUUGGAAGAUUUGUUUGACCUAUGUGAUAGAACAUUUUCUCUUAAAACAGUUCUUAUGAUAGCUAUACAACUGAUUUCUCGCAUGGAGUAUGUCCACUCAAAGAACUUGAUAUACAGAGACGUGAAACCCGAGAACUUCUUAAUAGGAAGACCAGGAAACAAAACCCAGCAAGUCAUUCAUAUCAUAGAUUUUGGUUUGGCAAAGGAAUAUAUUGAUCCAGAGACAAAGAAACAUAUACCAUACAGAGAACACAAAAGCCUUACAGGAACAGCUAGGUACAUGAGCAUAAACACACAUCUAGGAAAAGAGCAGAGUAGAAGAGAUGAUUUAGAAGCUUUAGGCCAUAUGUUCAUGUACUUCCUGAGAGGCAGUCUUCCUUGGCAAGGCUUAAAGGCUGACACAUUAAAAGAGAGGUAUCAGAAAAUUGGAGACACGAAACGAGCCACACCAAUAGAAGUGUUGUGUGAAAACUUUCCAGAAGAAAUGGCAACAUAUCUUCGAUAUGUACGAAGGCUAGAUUUUUUUGAAAAACCAGACUAUGAUUACCUAAGAAAGCUUUUUACCGACUUGUUUGAUCGCAAAGGAUAUUUGUUUGAUUAUGAAUACGACUGGAUUGGUAAACAGUUGCCUACUCCGGUGGGUGCAGUUCAGCAAGACCCUGCUCUGUCAUCGAGCAGAGAAGCACACCAGCACAGGGAUAAGAUGCAGCAGUCUAAAAACCAGUCGACAGACCACAGGGCAGCUUGGGACUCCCAGCAGGCAAAUCCCCACCAUUUGAGAGCUCACCUUGCAGCAGACAGACAUGGUGGCUCGGUACAGGUUGUAAGUUCUACAAAUGGAGAGUUAAACACGGAUGACCCCACGGCAGGACGAUCAAACGCGCCCAUCACAGCCCCUACAGAAGUAGAAGUGAUGGAUGAAACCAACUGCCAGAAAGUAUUGAAUAUGUGGUGCUGCUGUUUUUUCAAACGAAGGAAAAGGAAAACCAUACAACGUCACAAAUGACUGGAUACAGACAGAUCCUGGGGAGUUACUUACAUGUUCAUAUGCUGUCUCGUGAUUAAAAUCAUCUCUGUAGUGACCACAUAUAUUUUCAAGGACUCACUCUUGAAACAAAAAUGUCAUACUUUCAUAUUUCGUUUUGUGGUUUGUCUUACAUUCAUUUCCGCUCCUAAUUUAACUUUAUGGAAGCUUUAAAAUUUUGUCAAAAUGUGAGUGCUUUGCCCAUCAUUGAAUGGAAUGGACCAAUGAAGUGGUAUUGAUGAACACAGUUCCAGAGGACAUUUUCCAGAAGCUCUUCUGUUAUAGAAAACGAUACAGGUGUCCAAGUGUCAAUUAAUUGCAUCUAAUUUGAUUUUUUUAUGUCUUCUAUAAAAGCAUAAUCAAACAAGAAUUUUCUUCCCAAUGGAUAGUGCAGCAGAGAAAACAGUUGCCCAAAUAUUAAAAACAACUUUCUUGAAAAGUUCCUAUUUUGUGACAUCUGCAUUGAUUUCAGUAUGACUUAUGGUACUGUUAUUCAUGAAUCAUAUUGGCAUUCUAUCUGUGAAAUCAAGGUACAGUCACUGCCCAAAGGUACUGAGGGAAAAGCACUAUGGGAUUGGCAAGCGGUGGUGGUGAAUAAAUCAGAAGAAAUGUGGGAAAUAGGAACGUGGCUUCUGCUGUGCCACUGUGUGCAAUGUGACUGCAGAAGUGGCCGAAGCUCUAAUAAUAUUUGUGUGAUGUGACUCCAUGCUUCCAGAGGAUAACGUAUGCUAGAUAGCGAAAAAAUGAGUACUGGAGAAGGAAUCUAUGUCGAAAUUCAAAAAAAUACACUAAGGAAAGGAAAUAAAUGUGAAACUUGUUGCGGCGUGUAAGGCUAGAGCCCCUUGAAGCCUGCUGCUGGAUGGCCACAUCUCCCGGAAGCAGAAAUCGGAGGACGUGCCAUACAGUGGUGGCUGUUUGUUAGGUUUGUUAGGUAGUUCUUGGAGUAAAGAAAAGAAACACCCUCCCAGCAAUAAACACUGGGUCACUCUGUUGCCCUCUGUGCACAUUAGUCUCUUGUAUUCACUUUGCUAGUUCUCUGAAAUUUCCUGUCUUGAGCAUAAUGUUGAUGAUGGGAGAAUGUUUGGAGAGGGUGGGCCAGGUGCUUUGCCUCCAGAGCUUUCACAGUGCCUGCAUAUGAACAGUGAACAGUUCUGUUAUUAGCUAAGUCCAUUCCACUUUGUAGUGUGCUUUGUUUUAAGCCAUAAGGACACAGGCAUACUUUUGUCACAUUCUCUUAGCCAGAUUUUUAAGAGUUAAAACAAAAGACUGGCUAGAAAGAUACUGUUGAUCAUAUCACACAUUCAUUUAUAAAAUUGUUACUCUUUCCAUGCAUUCUCUUCUCUGUCAUAAGUGUGAACCUUCAGGUAUGCUUAUUUAUUUUUUUUUGUCUCAAGGUAACAUUUAAAAAUAUGUAUUAAAGGAAAUGAAUCCACUUUUUUUUUACUUCAUUAUUGAAUUUACAGGUAUUUAAUUGUAUUUUGUAAUUUAUUUUUCUUAUAGCCAAAAGUUCAAUGUGUUGCUUUUGAUAAAUUGGGCACCCAUAUGAACAUCAUGAAUCAGGACAUUGUUUAUCAUUGUUUCUUUUAAUCCUAUGAGCAAUCUUUUUUUCUUGAAUUUUGAAGACCUAUACUCAACCUAGAAAACACUUGCUGUAUAAUUUGGUCAGCAGUUUCCACUCUAUUUGUAUAUUGUCAUGAGGUCUAAACUGCAGGAGUUAAAUACUGAAUUUUUGGUUUUGUUUGCUUUGAGCAAGGUAGAUGGAUGUUUUGGCCAUUUAUAAUGUGAAACCACUUCUUUACAGUAUUUGACCAAAUUUGUGUGUCUAUGAUAUUUGUAAAUACAUGCGAUAUCUGUAUUUCUUAUCAUAAGCCUAUUUAGUUUUAUUCUCAGUAGGAUUUUUUGGAUUGUACAGUGUUUAUAUGAUCUGAACUCCUUAUACAUAAGAAGGUGUGUAUAUUAAUCCAAUUAUGGACUUAAAUAUUUUAAAAGUAUGAAUACCCUUAUUUGCUGCAAAGGCCAGUGUGUAGACAUUUGCUUUUUAGCAAUAUUUUUAAGUGCUCCAUUUUAGUGUCAGAGGAUAAGUCUUUGGCACACAGACUGGUCAGUAAUAGGUAAUGCAGGUAUGUUCAGGUUAAGCCAACAAUGUUUUGCAUUUUUAUGCUUCUUUUCUGUCAACACUAAUGAGGUCAACAUUGCCUGAAUGUCUGAAUACUGAAACACAGCCCUGUUUAAAAGUAUGUAACUGAAAAAGAAAUAAAUAAAGGUAGUUUUUUUAAACUCUC